UCGGUCUACAACCGAAUACCCGUCCGUUAUACCUACUGAAAUUGUACACCUUACACACAUAUACACCCACACGUUGUGCCAACACCUGUUGCAGAGUCGUGCGUCGAUGACAGCUUCACCGUAAGCGGACGAUCUUCGUUAUAAACACAAAAAUAAAUAUCGUAUCGCCGGUUCAUUAUUUAUAUUAUAAAUCACGCAACAAUAAUAUCACGAAAUGCAACGAGACGACGAUAAGAAUUGUAAUGUCACAGCCGCUGUUGGGGCCGACGAUCUGCAGACGACUGACGUGGACCGCAAACUGCAACCGUACGACGAAGAGGUAGACAAACUGAUCGAGUGGUUGCGGGACACGCCACAUUUGCCGAACAUCACCGACCGAGCGUGGUUGCGGAACUGUUUUGUCGGACGAAAACUCCGGAUAGAGAGGACAAAAGAAUCAUUGGACGGAUAUUUCUGCUGCAGGUCGCUGAUCGACGAAUUCUUCGGCGUCCGCGAUCCGCUCGGAGAUGACGUCCAGACGGCGAUGCGAAAAACGUGGUUUGGGUUUUCGAGCAAUUUGACAGACGAGGGUUACCAGGUCAUAGUGACGAGAAACCUCACCGACGAAGAUGUUCCUGGCAGGUAUUUAGAUCAGUGGACGAAAUACUUUUACAUGUGCAUCGACUGGAACUUGAAGCGGGAGACGGUAAACGGCGUGAUCAUUAUUUAUGACAUGGCCACGACGAACAAAAACGAAUUACUCACCCAAGUGACCCCAAAUUUUCUCAGGAAAUCUUUACAGUGCUCGACAUUUUUCCCGUACAAAUUGAUACAGGUCCACUUCAUAAACGUACCGUCAUACGCAGCCGUAGUGUUCAAUAUUUUAAAAUCUCUGGUUCCCAAAAAAAUCCAAUCUCGUAUAUUUAUGCAUAAUAACCCAUCGGAUGUACUGCAACAUAUCAAAAAAGAAUGCAUUCCGUCAGAUUUAGGAGGUUGUGAUAAAUCCAUUAAAGAACUGGGCGAACUCUGCAAGGAGAACAUCGUAGCGGAAAGAGAAAUGUUCAUGAAUGGAAUAUUUUCGUUGAAAGCGGACAUGGACAAAAAGCCGAAAGACACGAACAGCAACGAACAAUCGGAGCUCUUUGGAUUUGACGGAAAUUUCAAGCAAUUGAAUAUCGAUUGAAAAAUAUAUUUUCCAACAAUCAAAGCAUUAUUUCAACUACUUAUACACACUUAAAAAAAAAAAUCAAUACAUUUUCAUAUAAAAACUGUAUUCAGCAAAAUAAAUUAUGUAUUUUUUUUUAUGAUUCAAAGACUUAUUACCUUAUGGCUUAUAUAAUUGAAUUUUCACAAAAUGUUUAUAUCAUAUAGUAUACUGUUUGAUUCAUAUUUUUUUUUUAAAUAUAUAAACACAAUUUCCGUAUUAUUAUGAGUUAUGACUCUUUUUCAGCUAUUAAUAGACAUUAAAAGUUUUGAA
Messenger RNA from Metopolophium dirhodum (rose-grain aphid), 1456 nucleotides. RefSeq names its product clavesin-2-like. The transcript has 6 exons. The record is from RefSeq and is a predicted model, not a curated record. Lineage: Eukaryota; Metazoa; Arthropoda; Insecta; Hemiptera; Aphididae. Gene Ontology annotation, cellular component: membrane. Gene Ontology annotation, molecular function: phosphatidylinositol bisphosphate binding. Bases 215 to 1162 code for a protein of 315 amino acids.